AUGCCUCUAUGGUCCUUUGUGGAGUUGUCGAGCAGCUUCCUGAGCCCCGUAACCGUUGGCGUAUCUCCUUUUUUCCGGCCACUGGAGGAGCGACUUAACACGGAACCGCCAGCUGUGCGGGAGGUCGUUUGGGAAUACAUGCACUGCACGAAGCGCGCCAUCAACACGCGAAUUAUAGGGUUCUGCGAGCCAACACUAAACAAAUGUGUGGAUGAUUUGCGAUUGUACCUUAAAGCAUCAGCGGCUGGUGGGAGUGACGAGGCUUCUCUCGCGGAAGUAUUGAGGCGCCGUCGUGGUGAGGUGGAUGCGGAUUCGUUACCUUGGGAAUCACGUGCGGAGUACAAGGAGUGGCUCCGCACUCAGGGAAGGUUGAAGUGUGGGUAA
Messenger RNA from Trypanosoma brucei brucei TREU927, 384 nucleotides. RefSeq lists its product as hypothetical. NCBI's taxonomy places the organism in Eukaryota, Euglenozoa, Kinetoplastea, Trypanosomatida, Trypanosomatidae. The record is from RefSeq and is a predicted model, not a curated record. The transcript has a single exon. The coding region runs from base 1 to 384 and encodes 127 amino acids.